AUGAGAGUCAGACAGGCUCUAAACCGUAGAGCCCGGGCAUUCGACCUUGCCCAGCUGUGUGCCUACACCACCAUGGAAGCUUGGCAUGAGCGCAUUUUUGAAGUUCUGCAAAAAGAACCAGCUCCAAAUGCAAUGCCAGUCACAAUGCACCAGUUGAAAGAAGCUGACAAGAUGCUUUUCAGGAAGCUCGCUGAGAAAACCCGAGGAGCCUUAGCACAACAGCCAGGAGACCACGAGCAUAAGCCCUACCAGGUUACCAAGUCCUUUGGCACCUGGACCUUUGACACCGCGGCCGAAAGGGGUAACUGCGGGGAGGAAAGCCUGGAAAAAGAGGGAAGCAAGUAUGGCAUUUACCAUACGCCGGAGCAGUUUAUUGAAAGGGCCAUUUCAUUAACGCAUCCGUUUGAUGACAAGUUUGCAGUUGAAGAUUUGACCAGGUCUAACCUUUUUGAACUGCUCACAAAGGGUAAAAGCCAUGUUGCAGUGCAGCGCCUAGACUUUGCAAAGAAGCUAGCCCGCUGGUCAAAAGAACUGGUGACAGAGGAAGCCAGAUACCUUGCAACCCUUCCACUGCAUGCCCAAAAAGUGCUAAAGGGUAAAAAGCUGUUACUCUUCCGAAAGUUGUUGGCAGAGUCUGGGUGUCCUGACCUGGGACCAAGCGACAUUAUGUCAGGACUAGACCUAGUUGGAACGGCAUCGAAGUCGCCCUUCUUCGAUACCAAGCUUGUGCCAGCUACGACAACCCCACAGUUUCUGCAGAUGUCAGCUAAGUGGCAGAGGCCAAAAAUGGAGGCCAGGAACGUGCAUGCAGAUGAUCCUGAGAUGUCCCGCCUUCUUUGGGACACCACUUUGCAGGAGGUGGAGUCUGGGUUUUUGGAAGGCCCUUUUGAAUCCAUGCAUGACCUCAAAGCACAUGUUGGAUCGGACCAGGUCGUAGUCAGCCGCCGUUUUGUCAUCAUCCAGUCCGGGAAACCAAGGAUCAUCGAUGAUCUGCGCGAGUCUGGAGUAAACAAGUCUUACACUGCUGUCGAUGCACUGGCCCUGCACGAUGUUGACUACGUAGCUUCUCUUGCACACUUGAUAACCACCACAGUGAGGCAUGCCAUGGACGACCCAGAACGUUUGUGGAUGGUGGGACGAUUGCAUCCAGACUUUGAAGGCGAAGUAGAAUGGCGAGGCAGGUGCGUGGAUUUGUCAAAGGCCUACAAGCAAAUCCCUGUCAGCCCUGAGUCGAGACCUUUCGCAGUGCUGAUGGUUCAUCACCAUAGCACUGGCCUCCCAGUGUACUUCGUUAGCAACAGCCUUCCGUUUGGUGCAAGCUCUAGCGUGUUUGGUUUCAACAGAGUUUCCAGGAGUUUGUGGCACAUAGCAAGCGUGUUUUGCAAACUGCUUGGGGGAGUCUUUUUUGAUGACUUUCCACUCUUGGAGCCGCAGCCCUUGUGCGCCCUGGCAACCAAGUCUUUUGAAGGACUUCUAAAAGCCUUGGGUUGGAAGUUCUCCGACGACCCAAACAAGACCCAUCCUUUUGAGACUGAGUUUGACGUCCUUGGUAUACGCUUGAGCGUAGGUUCCUUGCAUGGGGGCCCCUUCGUCAUGCAAAACAAGCCUAGUAGAGUCGAGAAAAUUCAGAAACUCUUGGAAGACACUGCCACCCUUGAGAAAGUAGACAAGAGGCAUGCCCAAGUGGUACAUGGGAACCUGAACUUCGCCCUCAGUUUCUUCUUAGGGAAAUCCCUCCUUGUCUCAGCCCGUGCGUUUGCCCACUUGACCACCGAGGGUCACAAAGCUUCACCAGAACAGAUUGAGCAGCUGUGUGCCUGGACCCACGCCAUGGUGGGAACUCUGAAGCCAAAGAGGUUGGACCCCGAGGGGGUAGCAAAACCAGUGUUAGUUUUCACAGAUGCCGCUUAUGAAAAUGGUGUGGCUACCUGGGGGAUAGUGGUGAUAGACCCCGCGACAGAGGUAAGGACUGCACUUGGAGGCGAAAUUCCAGCUUCCUUGGUAGACGCAUGGCAUAGCCUAGGGAGUGACCAGGUAAUCACCUUAGCAGAGGCCUUUGCAGUUCUUCUUGCACGUGUUGUUUUCCGAAAAACCUUGACCAAGCGUAGAGCUCUAUUUUUCGUGGACAAUGAGGGUGCCAGGUAUUCCUUGAUAAAGGGUGUAAGCCCGACUCUCGCGCUGCUGCAGAUUGUCCAGCUCUUCCAUUCCUGCUCCGAGGAAGACCAAUGCCUGCAGUGGAUAGAGAGAGUGCCGUCGAAAUCAACCAUCGCCGACCUUCCAAGUAGAGGCCAGACCGAACUGGCCCUCAGGCUCAUAGGUGGUGAUGCCUGGACCGAACCUGUCGAUGUUGAGACUGUUGCCAGACUUUGCAGUGACUUCAAGCAGAUGCCGACGCUCCUUCAACACAGCAUUCAGCAUGCAAACAGCCUCCAGCUGGAGUUGCAACAGCAUGACGACUUCACGGGGGAAUAA
Messenger RNA from Cladocopium goreaui, 2472 nucleotides. NCBI's taxonomy places the organism in Eukaryota, Dinophyceae, Suessiales, Symbiodiniaceae. The record is from the annotation of a GenBank genome assembly.